CAGUGUCCUUUCCGCCUUGUAUUCUCUCCCUGUCACCUCAUCCACACUCACAGACCUCUAUCUUCUCUCUAUAAGAUGGCACACCCCUCUCAAGUAGGGGAGAGAAUCACAUCCGAAAUUCUACCUAGGAAGCAUCGUCCAUCCCCCUAAGAACAAUCCUCUAUCGUAGCUAGGAGCUCUCCUAACACAUGAGGCCAUGCCGUGUGUGAGUGAGCUCAGGAUGAGCUAGGUACCGGCCGGCCUUCUGCACACUCCCAUGAGAGGUGAUCUCUAGCUCCUCCUAGUCCUAGAGCUCUUUAACUCUCUCUCUCUCUCAGACAGACACAAGCGCGUCACGAGCUUAUGCAUGGCCGGACACAUCUGAUCAUAGCUAGCUAGGCCGGACCUCUCUCUCUCUCUCUCAUUCACACAUUCAGAGAGAGACGCAGUGGUGCUCAUAGUCCAAGGACCUAGAGGGGCGGAGUCCUGUCACUAAAGCAUGUUUCCUUUGUGUGAUUCCCCAAGCCCCAUGGACUUGCCACUUUACCAACAGCUUCAGCUCAGCCCUCCCUCGCUAAAGCCGGACCCGGAAGAUCACCACCACCAAUCCUCCUUCUUCUACUACCAUUCCUCCCCUGCCUUCGCCGGCGCCGACGCCGCCUUCCACCACAGCUGCUACCUCGAUCCAGGUGCCGCUACGCUCCCCUCCGCCGAGAUCGACUGCUCGCCGCCGCCGGAGCUGUCGCUCAUGGACCAGGCACUCCCUGCCGCCGGAAAUACUGCGCAAGGUACUGAGCACCACGGCAGCGGCAGCGGCAGCGGCGUUGGUGCUCUCGAGAGCAGGGCUGCCGCUGCAGCGAGGAAGGACCGGCACAGCAAGAUAUGCACGGCCGGCGGGAUGCGUGACCGGCGGAUGCGGCUGUCCCUGGACGUGGCCCGCAAGUUCUUCGCGCUGCAGGACAUGCUGGGCUUCGACAAGGCCAGCAAGACGGUGCAAUGGCUCCUCAACACGUCCAAGAGCGCCAUCAGGGAGGUCAUGGCCACCGACGACAUGGACCCGGCGCACUCCUCCGAGUGCGAGGACGACGAUGGCUCCAGCAUCAGCCUCUCCAACAUGCCGGCGCCGGAGAAGAAGGGCGAUCGCGGAGAGGGGAAGAAGCCGGCAACGGCGAGAGCGGCAAGAAGGGCCGCCAACCUCCCGAAGCCGUCGAGGAAAUCGGGCGGCGCCAACGCGCACACCAUCCCCGACAAGGAGUCGAGGACGAAGGCGAGGGAGAGGGCGAGGGAGCGGACAAAGGAGAAGAACCGAAUGCGGUGGGUCACGCUUGCCUCCACAAUCAACCUCGAGUCCGCGGCGAGGGACGACGAGCUGAUCAUGGCGAGCCCCAACAACAAUCUGAACCGCUCUUCGUCGUCGUCCAUGAACACGGCCGCGAGCGCCGACAAAUUGGAGGAGAGAUGCUGUACCAACGGAGGAAGGACGGUUCAAGAAGCGUCAAUAGCAAGCCACGCGAUCAUGGCGGGCGCCUUCGGCAAUGGAGGAACAUACGGAAGCGGCAGCAGCAGCGGCAGCAACUACUACUACCAGCACCAGCAGCUGGAGGAGCAACAAUGGGAGCUCGGCGGAGUCGUGUUCGCCAACUCGCGGCUCUACUGAUCAAGAGAGAUCAGGCAGCUAGCUUCAUUCAACUACGUGCGUGCGUACGGUACAAGAACUACUCCCCCGUUUGUCUCCCAUCUAUCUGGCCUAGCUUGUUCAUAUCCUUUGUUCGAUUGGAUCAUCGAUGCGCGUAAUAAUUUCUUGUGAAUUAACUUUGUGAUCGGCGACGGACUUGGUUUGGUCAUCGCAUGAUGUAGUAUUGUAGUUUGUAGGUACUUGCUAGUACUACCGUGUUGAUUAAUUCAUGUAAUUCAUUCGUGCGUGGGAUCUAAAUCUGUGUUGAUUCUAUGAUUGUUAAACUGAACUCAUCCAUGUCUCGCUAGGGGAAUCAAAUAAUAUCUUGUAUA
Messenger RNA from Brachypodium distachyon (stiff brome), 1986 nucleotides. RefSeq names its product transcription factor TEOSINTE BRANCHED 1. Gene Ontology annotation, biological process: regulation of secondary shoot formation. Bases 479 to 1636 code for a protein of 385 amino acids. Gene Ontology annotation, molecular function: sequence-specific DNA binding; DNA-binding transcription factor activity. The record is from RefSeq and is a predicted model, not a curated record. Lineage: Eukaryota; Viridiplantae; Streptophyta; Magnoliopsida; Poales; Poaceae. The transcript has a single exon. Gene Ontology annotation, cellular component: nucleus.